UCGCUAUCUGCAAUAAUGCAGAAGCACGAUCACUCCUUUUCAUUCCUGGUUGUCUGCUCUUUGGGUGUAUUCUUCUCCUACUUCAUUUACGGGAUCCUCCAAGAAACAAUAACGAAAACAAAAUAUGGCGAAAAUAAAGACGAAUUUACCUUUAUCAAGCCAAUGCUUUUUCUCCAAUGUAUGGUUAAUGCCACAUUUGCCUACAUCGUUCUUAAAUUCAGACGCGAACCUAAACCCCACAUAUCUCAAAAGGACUAUGCGCUCUGUGCAAUGAGCUAUAUCGGAGCCAUGUUCAGCAGCAAUGCAAGCUUGAGGCAUGUUAAUUAUCCGACACAAGUCGUUGGCAAGUCAAUAAAACCCAUUCCUGUGAUGCUGUUGAGUGUCCUUUGGGCUCGGAAGCGCUAUUCCCUAAAGAAGUAUAUCUUUGUCGGCAUGAUAACCGCUGGGGUUAUUCUCUUCAUGUACAAAGGAAACACUGCUCAGAAGGCAGAUGCUCAUGGACCUGGGUGGGGCGAAGUUCUUUUGCUUAUUUCCCUUGGUCUGGAUGGUCUUACUGGAGGAAUGCAGGAGGACUUUCGUUCACGGAAGCGAGUUGGACCUUACAACUUGAUGCUUAGUUUGAACGCUUGGUCUCUGGUUUACCUAGCCACAGCUAUUUUCGCUACCGGUGAACUGGUCCCAUUCAUAACCUUUGUUGAGCACUAUCCACACGUUCUUUUGAAUAUCCUUCUCUUUGGGGUUGUGAGUGCGAUCGGCCAGGUUGCAGUGGACUUGCGUCGCUUUGCCUAUGCAUUGGAUAUUUCGAAUAAGAGGAAAGAUGAGUCGAACUCCACUUAUGGAAGUCACCUUGAGCGCAUAGCUCAAGCCAUAAUGAAGUUGUUUCAGAUUUGCGCAGCUGAUAGCCGCACUGCGAUUGAGGAUUCAAAGAAGCGAGGAAUGAUGGGUUUGGCUAAUCAGCUCUUUAAAAUAUAUUUCCAAAUAAAUAAGCUGAACCUUUGCAAGCCAAUUAUUCGUGCUAUUGAAAACAUGAAUAUGGACGCAUACUUUAGUCUUGCGCAGCGCAUCACUUUCAACUACUACGUUGGCAGAAAGGCCAUGUUUGACGGCGACUUUAAAAUGGCAAAUACCUGUCUGACGUUCGCUUUCGAGCGUUGUUUGGCCUCGCAUCACACCAACAAGCGGCUGAUAUUGAUAUACCUAAUUCCUGUCCGAAUGCUUUUGGGCAUUUUCCCCCGAAAUUCGCUUUUACAAAAAUACAAACUGCAGGAGUUAGAAGGGAUCGCUAAUGCCGCAAGGACCGGAAAUGUUCAAAAACUAGGUGAAGAAUUACAGCGGUACGAGGGCUUCUUCAUAUCGUGUGGCAUUUAUUUGAUUCUGGAGAAACUGAAAAUGCUUACCUAUCGGAACCUCUUCAAAAAAGUAGCCGGAUUGCUUAAAACUCAUCUUCAGCCCAUUCCCGCCUUUACGGACAUCUUGAAAGUGAUGGGGGUGCGUUUAAUAUUUUUUAUGCAAAAUCAUUUGUACUUUUUUAAAAAAAAAGUGGAAGAUAUUGACACCGAUGAAACCGAAUGCAUUUUAGCAAAUCUCAUAUACGAGGUGAGUCUUCAGAAGUUUCUCACUUCCCUUACCUUAAUUAACGGUGGCAAAAUCAAGGGCUACUUAGCUCACCAACAGCAAAAACUCGUUGUGAGCAAAGUCCAGGCUUUCCCUCCACUAUGA
Molecule: messenger RNA, 1719 nt
Organism: Mesocestoides corti
Lineage: Eukaryota; Metazoa; Platyhelminthes; Cestoda; Cyclophyllidea; Mesocestoididae
Source: the annotation of a GenBank genome assembly